GUUAUUUUGACGUAUCUAUGCAUUUGUGUCGUGUUAGAACCUACCAUAGAAGCACCUCUUGAGAGCAGUCGCAUACUAUAGAUUGCAUUUUCCGAUACCCGAGAUACAGGGAGCUUUCACCUUGCCGUCUUCUUUGUUGAAGUUCUCUCUGUUGAUCUCGAGGUCGCAUCUAAUUUGCAUCGAUCCUCGACCUUUCGCAGCAUGGAGGAGCAAGUAGACAGGCUAGUGGAUAAAGUAUGGAAGAAGUUCCAUUCUUUACCGGAAAACGCUCGCUUGAUGAUUGCUAUUAGUGGCAUUCCAGGUUCUGGGAAGACAGGACUCGCCAGCAUUAUGGCCAAUCGCAUCAACCAGCUCUACUCAGAACAAUAUGCAAAUCAGCCGUCCAUAGCGGCGGACAUCCCUAUGGAUGGCUAUCACCUCACACGAGCACAACUGGCUCAAAUGCCGGAUCCAAACUACGCUGCUGCGCGACGUGGUGCGGCUUUCACCUUUGAUGGCGAGAAGUUUCUGAGGCUAGUUCAGGCACUGAGGGAGCCAAUAACAUCGAAGACGGGCAUAUUGUACGCUCCAAGCUUCGAUCAUGCGGUCAAGGAUCCGGUUGAUGACGAUAUACCCAUUGCUCCCACGAGCAGGAUAAUAUUCUUCGAGGGAAACUACCUCAGUUUGAACAAGGAGCCGUGGAGCUCUGCAGCAAAGCUCAUGGACGAGCUAUGGUUCGUUGAUGUCGAUUUUGAGACUGCCCGGAAGAGGCUGGUCCGGCGACAUGUUCAAGCGGGGAUCGCGAAGGAUGAAGCUGAGGCGGACAAACGGGCGAUAGAGAACGAUCUCGUCAACGGACGGGAGAUUGUGGAUAACAGGAUGGAUGUUCAAGAGAUUAUUACCAGUUACUAUGAUACCCGGUGGGAUAGGUGAUUGCCCUAUCGUUCUCGAUGGAUGGUCAUGUUUCGUUUUGGGCUUUUCGACCAUAUACAACCACCACUUGAUGACUUCUUUACGGCCUCUGGGUCUGUCAAUUUGCAUUAUGACUUACGUGCUGAGAACCAGAACUACUUGUUUAGGCCUGCCUCCUAAAGAAUAUGGAAGCAAGUUAUGCUCACCACCC
This is a messenger RNA of Aspergillus novofumigatus IBT 16806, 1102 nucleotides long. RefSeq names its product kinase-related protein. The record is from RefSeq and is a predicted model, not a curated record. The transcript has 2 exons. Gene Ontology annotation, cellular component: cytoplasm. The coding region runs from base 202 to 912 and encodes 236 amino acids. NCBI's taxonomy places the organism in Eukaryota, Fungi, Ascomycota, Eurotiomycetes, Eurotiales, Aspergillaceae.